Molecule: messenger RNA, 1397 nt
Organism: Cynara cardunculus var. scolymus (artichoke)
Lineage: Eukaryota; Viridiplantae; Streptophyta; Magnoliopsida; Asterales; Asteraceae
Product: dr1-associated corepressor homolog
Exons: 6
Coding region: 270-1178 (302 amino acids)
Biological process (GO): regulation of DNA-templated transcription
Cellular component (GO): nucleus
Molecular function (GO): protein heterodimerization activity
Source: RefSeq, a predicted model, not a curated record
AUAAAGAUCAAUGGCGUUUGGGAAUGGGAGCAAGAGCAACCCAGCAAUGGUUAUUUGCUAACCACACAUACCUUUGUGAAUUGCAAUGCUGUCACCUGAUGCGGAUCUAUGAAAUUAUUGGAUGUCGUGAUUCGAAUCAGAUCCUACGAAUCAGAUCUGAAACGGGGAGAUCUCUUCGCCACUGUGACUGUUGGAUAUCAUAUGCCAUCUGACGCUCUCCUUUAUCAUCUUUUCUGUUAAAUUAGUUGUUCUGAUUUUGUAUUAGCGCCAUGAAGAAGAAGCUCGAUACGCGUUUCCCUGCUUCUCGGAUAAAAAAGAUAAUGCAAGCUGAUGAAGAUGUCGGAAAAAUCGCCAUGGCCGUACCAGUUUUAGUUUCCAAAGCUUUGGAAUUGUUUUUGCAAGACCUUUGUGAUCGUACAUAUGAUAUAACUUUGCGCCGAGGUGCAAAGACUGUUAACUCACUACAUUUAAAGCACUGUGUGCAAAGCUACAAUGUAUUUGAUUUUCUGAGGGAAGUUGUCAGCAAGGUCCCUGACUAUGGUCAUUCUGAUGCUGGUCUUGAUGAUCGUACCAUGAUAAAGAGGAAGAAAGCUGCUGCGGGUGAAAUGAAUGAAAGUGAUGAAGAGUUGAAAAGAAACAGGAUGAAUGAAGCAAGGCAAACAAGCAGCAACGGUAGGGGCAGAGGCCGUGGUAGACCAAGGGGCCGAGGGCGUGGUAGAGGAUCAGCAGAAAGAGAGCCUCCCCAGAUGGAAGUAGAACCAGAAUCCCGCACAUCAUUGAUUCAGCAGAGCAGCAAGCAGGGUAUGAAUCUACAGGGGGAAACCACCGACAAUUUAGAGUCAAGUAAGUCCAUGAAAGGUGAAUUAGCUGUCGGUGAUGGUGCCACCACCGGUGGUCGGGACUUUGAUUUGAAUGCUGGGAUUGACGAGAAUACGGAGAAAGUUUCUGAUGCCUUAGAUGGAGGAGCUUCCGUACAACCACCAACACCACCACCACCACAGCCAGUUCCUGGUACAGGUACUGGCUGUUCGUCAUCAGCAGAACCUGCUGAACUUAAGCAAGAAGAUUAUCUCGGGUUGUCACUUUCAGAAAUGGACAGGAUGGCGAUUGAUACCCACAAUCUGGCACAAAUCAACUCGAGGUUGGAAGAGGAAGACGAAGACUAUGAUGAAGAAUAAUACACCCACCAGGCUUCUUUGGGUGCUAUUUGGGUAAAAAGCAUACUUAAAAACACAUAUAAGCAAGGCUUAAAGAUGCCCAUUUGUUUCUUUUUUAUGCUCUGUUCUUUACUUUCCGGUAUUUCUGUAUCUCAUGUUUGUUUAGCCAGCUGUAUUUACCCUAAAAUGUCAACAAAGUACUGCAAUUAACAUGGUAAUUUCUAUGAUCCCUCAGGAAGC